AUGUCCAAGUUACUUCGCGCCGUCCCGGAUUCCAAGGGUGUGGCCAAAGCCCCCGUUCUUGACCGGCUGCGAGAUUCUAUAAUUCAGCCUCUGUUCCAAGGAAAGGAAGAAAAGCCGAGCCGGGCAGCAGAUUGUGCCAGCAGUGGUCCGCCCAAACACCAUGGAAAAGUCAUGUUGAUGGAAGAAAGAAGGAGGCGUCUCAAUCUUUUUGUGGUUCUCAUGUUCAUCCACCUUGAGCCGAAGAGAAAUUCACGGUCAGGUCAUCAACAUUUCACGACGACGACGACGACGACUCCGCGAAGAGUGUUGCUGGACACCGGGGCCGAUUUCAACCUGAUCUCUGACGACGCUCACACGGAGCUCAACCUGACCAAACAGCCAUACAGUGGCCGCGUGCAUUCGAUUGGUGGAUACACCGAUCUCAGCAGCACCGUCGUCCUUCAGUGGCAUUUCCAGCGUUACAGUUCCGAAGCAGAUCGGAGUUCGCCGUCCCAUCGUGCGCCGUUUUAUGUUCUACCACCAGAAUCCGAAGCCAAAUUCGACUGUAUCCUCGGCCGACCCUGGAUCGAGGAGAACUGGGAUGAAUUCAUCACCUUGGUCGAGCUCAACCGAAGAAAAGAGGCCGCAGGGUAG
Molecule: messenger RNA, 633 nt
Organism: Fonsecaea monophora
Lineage: Eukaryota; Fungi; Ascomycota; Eurotiomycetes; Chaetothyriales; Herpotrichiellaceae
Exons: 1
Coding region: 1-633 (210 amino acids)
Biological process (GO): proteolysis
Molecular function (GO): aspartic-type endopeptidase activity
Source: RefSeq, a predicted model, not a curated record